Camellia sinensis is the source of this 540-nucleotide messenger RNA. NCBI's taxonomy places the organism in Eukaryota, Viridiplantae, Streptophyta, Magnoliopsida, Ericales, Theaceae. The record is from RefSeq and is a predicted model, not a curated record.
AUGGAACCACAAUUGAAGAAGACCAACUACAAGUUUGAUUGGUUAAGUAAUCUUCCAGAUAACAUAAUUUAUGACAUCCUUUCAUUGCUUCAUAUGAGAGACAUUUCAUGUGUGUGCACAUUGUCAAGGAGGCUAAGACAGCUUUGCUUCUCUAUGCCUUGCAUGAAUAUAUCUUUGGAAUCAUCCUUGAAUUUAAAGACAUUCUGGGGUGUAAAACCAAUCAAGGAACAAGAAUUAGACAGUUUUACCCGAUUUGUCGAGAGAUUUUUGCAUCUUUGCAAUGGGGCAGACUUAUUCCGCCUUCGUAUAGUGGCAUGGAUAUAUAACGCAACCAUGUGUCGUGUUCAAGAGCUUGAUCUUGACAUUGCCUUGAAAAAUACAUUUUGCUUGCCUCUUUGUGCCUUGAACUGCUCAUCAUUCCGGGUUCUAAAACUGAACUUGAAUUGGGGUAAGCUCAAGUUGCCCAAUGUAGAGUUCAACUCACUGCAGCAAUUAUCGUUGAUGAAGUUCAGAGUUGUUAAUCCAUUGCUCGGAGAGUAG